Molecule: messenger RNA, 3669 nt
Organism: Cynoglossus semilaevis (tongue sole)
Lineage: Eukaryota; Metazoa; Chordata; Actinopteri; Pleuronectiformes; Cynoglossidae
Gene: ntrk2a
Product: neurotrophic tyrosine kinase, receptor, type 2a
Exons: 20
Coding region: 309-2762 (817 amino acids)
Biological process (GO): cellular response to brain-derived neurotrophic factor stimulus; protein phosphorylation; positive regulation of phosphatidylinositol 3-kinase/protein kinase B signal transduction
Cellular component (GO): axon; signaling receptor complex; plasma membrane
Molecular function (GO): brain-derived neurotrophic factor receptor activity; brain-derived neurotrophic factor binding; ATP binding
Source: RefSeq, a predicted model, not a curated record
ACCCGUCAGUGUGAUUUGACUGACUGGCUGAGUGACGGCGGACGGUGGAGGACCCGGAGGACCCGCUCUCGCGCCCCGAUAUAUCUGUUUUUUGUCUCCGCACAUUUCUGCGCUCUGUCUCGUCGGUCUCCCUUCUUUGUCACGACCGAAGGUCUUGUAGCUGCGCCGCCUGUGUCCACAAUUACCACCGGAUCCUCCUCCUUAAUUUCUCUGCUCAUCCGUUUUGCUUAAGCGGGGCUGGUUUCAGCCAACCUGGGCCGGGCCGUGGGGCUGUUCAGCGAGCCCCAGAGCUGAAGUUGGCACAAGAAAUGAGCACCUUCACACCCAGAAGAGGGGUCAACCUCUUCGUGCCGUGGAGAGGCUCUGGGUCGUGGCGGUGCUUGUGGUGGUGGGUGUGGGUUUUCGGGGUGACGGUGGGCUCCGCGGAUCCGUGGAUGUCCACGGAGGCAUGUCCCUCUUCCUGUUCCUGCAGCAGCACCAGGAUCUCCUGCGUGGAUCCGGAGGGGGGCAUCACUGCCUUCCCGGUGCUGCAGAGCGAGGCAGAGAUGGAGAACAUCACCGACAUCUACAUCGCUAACCAGAGCAGCUUCUCCUCAAUUAACGACAAAGACCUGCACUACUACAAGAAUCUCAGGAACCUGACGGUGACCAACAGCAGGCUCACAUACGUAUCAAAGCUGGCCUUUCUGGACAACAUCAAGUUACAGUACUUGAAUCUUAAAGAUAACAACCUGUCAUCACUGAACUGGAGACCAUUCAAGCAUCUCAACAUCUCUUAUCUAACCCUGUCAGGGAACCCUUUACACUGUUCCUGUGAGAACAUGUGGAUCAAACUGUGGUUAGGGGAGGAAGCUGACAUUCAGGAUCUACGCUGCAUUGAGGACGGAGGAGCCCGCAAGCUGUUGUCCAGACUGAACCUGCCUAACUGUGUGUUACCCACGGCAACACUUAGCCCACCCAAAGUGACGAUAAUGGAGGGAGACAACGUGCAGCUGACCUGUACCACAGCGGGAGUGCCCUCACCUGAACUGAUAUGGGACAUGUCAUUAUUCACUAACUAUGUGAUUGAGACAUCCGGCCAGAUUUCAGUCCUGCGACUUUCCAAUCUGUCAUCCUCGGACCACAACAGCAAGAUCAGCUGCAUAGCAGAGAACAUUGUGGGAGACAGAGAAACCUCUCUGUUGCUGGACAUACUGUUUCCUCCUAAAAUCACCAAGUUGAGCGAUGCCAUCUCAGACCAUCACUGGUGCAUCCCCUUCAGCGUGUCAGGGAACCCUCAGCCAGAACUGCAGUGGUAUCGGAACGAUGUGGAAGUGACAGAGGGGCAGUACAUUAUGACCAUGAUCCAUGACAUCACAGAGAGGGAGUACCACGGUUGUCUGCAGUUGGACAGUCCCACACACAUUAACAACGGCAGGUACAGGCUGGUGGCUAAAAAUAGAUAUGGCACUGACAAAAAGGAGGUGGAUGCACACUUCAUGGGGGAGCCAUGGGGUAAAGGUUUUGGAACUGAGCCCUACUACUACGAUGUGAGCACAGAUGGUCCUCCAAGUGAACCACCUGAGGACAGAGUUGCAGUGUACGUGGUUGUAGGUAUCGCUGCUGUAGCCUUCGCAGGUUUCCUCCUGAUGUUGGUUAUUCUCAAGUUCGGAGGGAACUCCAAAUUUGGCAUCAAAGGACCAUCAUCGGUGAUCAGCAAUGACGACGACUCUGCCUCUCCUCUCCACCACGUUUCCAAUGGCAGCAACACUCCAUCGUCCUCAGAGAUGGGCCCUGAUGCCGUCAUCAUUGGCAUGACUAAGAUCCCGGUGAUAGAAAACCCUCAGUACUUCAGGAGCACAAACAGCUUGCUCAAAACAGACACCUUCGUCCAGCACAUAAAGAGACACAACAUUGUUCUAAAGAGGGAGCUGGGAGAGGGAGCCUUUGGAAAAGUCUUUCUGGCUGAGUGUUACAACCUCUCACCUGACCAAGAGAAGAUACUGGUGGCUGUAAAGACACUUAAAGAGGCCAGUGAAAAUGCCAGAAAAGAUUUCCACCGCGAGGCUGAGCUGCUGACCAAUCUUCAACAUGAACACAUUGUCACCUUCUAUGGCGUGUGUGUGGAGAGCGACCCACUCAUAAUGGUCUUUGAGUACAUGAAACACGGAGACCUCAACAAGUUCCUCAGGGCUCAUGGUCCAGAUGCUGUCCUGAUGGCUGAGGGCCAGACCACCCGACCUGUGGAGCUGACCCAGUCUCAGAUGCUACACAUCGCCCAGCAGAUUGCUUCUGGCAUGGUCUACCUGGCAUCACAACACUUUGUGCACCGCGACCUGGCCACAAGGAACUGCCUGGUGGGUGAGAACCUGCUGGUGAAGAUCGGGGACUUUGGCAUGUCCAGAGACGUCUACAGCACUGACUACUACAGGGUAGGUGUCGGGGGUCACACCAUGCUACCGAUUCGGUGGAUGCCCCCUGAAAGCAUCAUGUACAGAAAGUUCACCACUGAAAGUGAUGUCUGGAGUCUCGGAGUUGUUCUCUGGGAAAUAUUCACCUACGGAAAACAGCCCUGGUACCAGCUCUCCAACAAUGAGGUGAUUGAGUGUAUAACCCAGGGCAGGGUGCUGCAGCGCCCCAGGACCUGUCCUAAAGAAGUGUAUGACCUGAUGCUGGGUUGCUGGCAAAGAGAACCACACAUGAGACUCAACAUAAAAGAAAUCCACGGUUUGCUCCUCAACCUAGCCAAGGCUUCACCUGUAUACCUGGAUAUACUGGGCUGAACAUAGACAGAGGAGAGUUUUUUGAGCUUUUUUGUUUGAGUGUGAGUGUGUGAGGAGGGCGAGGACAGGGAUAUGUUGAAGUGAGGCUGUUUAGUGUGUCUACAUGCAUUUAAGGUUCUAGUGUGUACUUUAGGAUGGACAUGGGUGUCACCUGCUAAGGGCGUUCAGGUGCAAGACGCCGCUGUACAGGAUUUGAAGCUAUUAUCGAACUCUUCAAGGCAAUCAAACACAUCUCCAACUCCACCCCAGUCACCCCUCUCUCCUUCCCACCUAUUUCCUCUCCUUCCUGCAUCCAUAGUCUUUCCCUCUUUCUUACCUGAAGAGACAUUUACCAAGAGUAAUGAGACUAGCUUUGGAAAAGAGGCUUGCUGCUUCUUUUCAAAUGCUUUGAAUCCAUCCAGGGUUUGAGGACACCUGAUGAAGAGGAUUUUAAAUUCAUCAAGUCCUCCUUCCCUGACAUCUAGACCGAGGGAUUCACUUUACAGGAUUUCCAGAAGCUUAUGCUUUUGUGUGUGUAAAUAUGAGACUGUGCAACAUUUUAGAAGAAAUGGCUCUGCCAAAAUGUCAAGCCAUAAAGACAUUGUGUUUUUUUUUCCAGCCCCUCUAUCAUACGGUCCUUUUGUUCUUUCAUUCUCUUCAAAUUGCACAUGAAUACUAAAAAAUAUGCCCACAGGUUAACACAUGGUCGAUUAGCAGGAACAUACUAAUAACCAAAAAUGAACAAAAAGAAAUCUGAUCUGUACAAAAUUAAAAGAUUGGGUUUCUGAUUGGUCAGAUUUACUGGUUACCAUAUAAUAAACAAUGUAAUGCCAACUGAGGCUUUAAAAUGCUGUGGUAUUAAAAAAAAAAAAAAAAACAGAAAAGUUGAGCUUUUGUACAACAUUGUAGCUUAAUAAUGAAUAUAAAA